Messenger RNA from Etheostoma cragini (Arkansas darter), 1187 nucleotides. It is a transcript of the gene hoxa11b, whose product is annotated as homeobox A11b. Gene Ontology annotation, molecular function: RNA polymerase II cis-regulatory region sequence-specific DNA binding; DNA-binding transcription factor activity, RNA polymerase II-specific. The coding region runs from base 158 to 994 and encodes 278 amino acids. Gene Ontology annotation, cellular component: nucleus. The transcript has 2 exons. NCBI's taxonomy places the organism in Eukaryota, Metazoa, Chordata, Actinopteri, Perciformes, Percidae. The record is from RefSeq and is a predicted model, not a curated record. Gene Ontology annotation, biological process: anatomical structure development; regulation of transcription by RNA polymerase II.
CAUGGCUUUGGCCCUCAGGAAUGGAUGGAGAUGGAUCCCCACGUCAGCUUGUACGUCUAAGGAUUACUGCUCCACCAGUCUGCCUCAAAGUGGCUGGAGUGCAGCGCAGCGGAGGAGCUAUGAAAGGAUUAUUAUAGGACGUUUCUAACAGCAGACUAUGGAUUUUGAUGAGCGGAUCUCCGGCUCUAAUAUGUAUUUACCGAGUUGCACUUACUACGUCUCCGGAGCAGACUUCUCGGCUCUCCCUCAUUAUUUAACCCAGAGCCAGUCCUCUCGCCCCAUGACAUACCCCUACCAGUCCUCUGCCCUGCCACAGGUCCCGUCCGUGAGAGAUGUGGCUUUCAGAGACUAUGGGAUUGAUACUUCCAGUAAAUGGCACCACAGCAGGGGGAGCCUGUCCCACUGCUACCCCGAGGACAUCGUGCACAGAGACGGCUGGACGAGCCAGAGCUCACGUGGGGGAGAGAUCCUGGUGAAAGGCGGCUCCAGCGCCAGCCACUCCAGCUCCAGCAACCCGACUCCUGGCUUCUAUGGCAGCGUUGGCAGGAACGGCGUCCUGCCACAGGCGUUCGACCAGUUCUUCGACACUGCCUACGGGAACGCAGAGAGCAGCACAACGCCGACAGCACAAGCUGCAGACUCGGACAGACACGACGCCAAAACAAGUCCCACUCAGGCUCCUCCGGGCUCGGACACGGCGGAGAGCUGCAGCCCCAAGUCUUCCUCCGGCCACUGCGAGGAGAAACAGAGCAGAAGCAGCAGUGGUCAGAGGACGCGCAAGAAGAGAUGUCCAUAUUCAAAGUAUCAGAUCCGGGAAUUGGAGAGGGAAUUCUUUUUCAGCGUUUACAUCAACAAAGAGAAGCGCAUGCAGCUCUCACGGAUGCUCAAUCUGACAGAUCGCCAGGUCAAAAUCUGGUUUCAGAACAGGAGGAUGAAGGAGAAGAAACUGAACAGAGACCGUUUACAGUACUACACCACAACCCCCCUGCUAUAAACACUGAACAAAGACUGUCACUGCCAUGCAGCCAUUCACCCAUCAUCAAGACACAUCUACACGUUACAUGACGAGAUUUUAACGUGCCAGAAUUCAUAAAGAAUUCUACUAUUUAUACACUAUUUUGUCAUUAAAUAACGGUGGAAUUAUUAUUAUUAUUAUUAUUAUUAUUAUUAUUAUUAUUAUUAUUAUU